AAACAGCCAGAAAAACCCGCAGGAGCCAAGACACAACUGAAGGGCGUAAACUCCUGCCAGGGAUCUCCAAUCAGGCCCGGGAGGCUUGGCUGCUUGCCGGAUAAAUGCCGAGGCGGGAGGCUGGGGAGCCAGCGAGCCGCUGGGCAGGGAGAGGAAGAGGAGGAUGAGUGCUGGGGUGCUGGGGGCCGGGAGGCAGAGAGCACCCAGCAGCACCCCGGACGGGAUGAACUGGACCCCCACGGCAGCCCGGCAGCCCCGUCCCAUCUCCUCCAGGCCCCGGACAUCGUUCCUCAUCCAAGACAUCCUCUGGGAUGGGGCAGAGGGGGGCGAGAGCGGAGGGUUCGGCAGCUCGGAGGACGGUGGGGUGGCCGCCAUGGAGGGCGGCGAGGGCAGCUCGGCCCUGGAGGACCCCCCCGGGACCCCUCGUCCCCCAGGAGCAUCCCAAGAUCAAGGGACACCCCAGGAGGCAGAUGCAGAUGAGAAUGAAACGUCAGAGUGUGACCCCCCAAGGGCAGCCCAGUGUCCCCCCAAAGCGGCCAAGCGCUCGCGGGCAGCGUUUUCCCACACCCAGGUCCUGGAACUGGAGCGCAAGUUCAGCCGCCAAAAAUACCUGUCGGCCCCCGAGCGAGCCCGUCUGGCCAAACACCUGCAGCUCACCGAGACCCAGGUGAAGAUCUGGUUCCAGAACAGGAGGUACAAGACUAAAAGGAAACAAAUCGCCUCCGAAAGCGGCGGAACGGACACGGACGCGGCCGGGCACAAAGCGGCCGAGCUGCCCCGAGCAUCCCUGAUCACGCUGCGGGGCGGCUGGCAAUACCUGCCCUGCCUCUACUACCUGAGCGGCUGGAGCCCCUCCUGGUGGUAACCGAGUGGUUUUAAGCAGAAAUCAGCUUUUUCUCUUCGUUUUUUAUCGUGUUUUUUUAAUACCGCAUCGCUCUGCGUAGUGCUAAUCAGGAGAGGGGGGCCCCGCUUGUAACCAUCAGCAUCUUCUGGUUGCUGCACAAAUUGCCACUAACAGCCAAAAAAACCCCCAAGUGCGUAAUUCAGCACGCUCGAUACCGACGCUUUGGGGUUGUAAAAUAUCGCAGGUUCUUUUGGGGACAGAAAGGGAGAAUCCAGCCCCAGAGAUGGUGAUGGCCCCUUUCAAACUGCCUAUCCCCCCCCAAGGCCUUUGCAAGAAGCAAAGUGGUGAUGCUGGGCUGGGACUGGUUUGGCCUCUUGGGCCACAAGCUGCUGUACAAUCUGAAAAUUGGGUUUAAAUUUAAAAAUGAAAGCAAAAAUAUUUGCGUUUCUGCCGUUGGCACCAUAAUUGCAAAUGGUCUCAGAGGGGAAUUGGAGCCCCCCAUGAGUUCUGCAGCCUCCACCUGCAGCGACGCAUUUUUGGGGGGAAUUAAACCCCUUUUUUGCCCACGAGUAGCAACAAAUUGAAGUGCUCGAUGGCCCCGGUUUGCUGGGGUGGAGCGGUGCCAGUUCACCCCCCUGAACAACAAAACCUGGGGAACACGGACAAUAGCGCAAUGACAGACGGGUUUUGCAUAUCCGGGUGGCAACGCUGUUCGGACGUUUCCCAUCUAAGCUGUUUGAAAGAAAAGCUCCAAGAGCUCAACGCUCUCUCAAAGCAGCAGUUUGCAAGUGAAAUCAGCCCGAUUCCCAUCAGGGCAGCAAGAGGGUGACAUCUUUACAAGUUAUUUUUUAAUGAGAUGACAACUAUUUGCACUAACAGAGUAGCAAAGUGUUUUUCUUUUAGCUAAUCAUACUUAAAACUUUAGGUGCCACUAAAUCCAUGGGAGAAAGCAUAGAAAUAAAUGGGAUUUCCAAGAGAGGAAACAGCUCAACUGCUGUUUUUCAGUGUAAAUCAGUGUAGCUCUACUGGAACAAAUGUAAUCAAGUAAAUUGAGGGUUUUUUUUCCCUGUGAACCUCCAGAAAUGUUUCUGUGGCGCCUGUUCUUUCUGCGAGAGAAUUAAAAAUCACAGCGAUCCCAUUCCUGCAGUAGGGAAAUACAGACUAUUAGGAAUAUUGAGGAGCUGCUUAGAUCCGACCUUUUUAACCAGAUUAUUUGGGAAGUGAUCUUCUGCCUCACCCGUUGACCUUGCAAACCCACAUACUCUGCAAAGACAAAGCUGCUCAGUAUGAGGAUGAGGAAAAUCUCAUGGGAAGGGAGAGGAGAACACGCAAACUCAACCCCUAUUUAGUUUUUCUUGCUAUCGGAGCUGUUUGCCCGAUUUGGAGGACACCCGGUUGCUUUUUAAUGGUCUGAAAGUAUCCGCUAAUAUCUCAGACAACAUUUUCCUCCCAUCUCCAGCGGCCACGGAUCCCCCAGCCCAUUCUCUGGGCCAGAAGGACAUCUCCUCUCUGCUGUUUCAAUAUGUUUCAAACCCAGCCCAGCUGCUUAUCCACUCUGAACUUUGCUUAUCCACUGCUUGAAACAAAUAACAUAAUAAUAAUAAUAACAAAAAUGGAUAUAAAAAGCCCUUAUGGCCUCGAAUCCAAGCCCCCGCAUCCCUCCCAAUGGCAUCUCCACAGGGAGGAUGUUCUGCCAAAAUCCCACAGCCAGACCCUCGGGAUGCCGCUUAAAUCAAAGCAGAGAUGCUCUAUUUGCACUAAAUACACUGGAUUUGCAGCUCUGACCAUCCCGGAGCGGCCCCUCCAUGGAAAUCGUGGUGUGUCCUUUGCACAGACAGCACAAAAGCAACAGGGACGGGCACGUUAUGCUGGGAAGGACUGAAUUGGGCUGGGAAAAUUAGAUAUAAACCAAAAAUUAGAUAUAAACUGAAUGUCUUGAAUGCUUCUUCGGGAAAAUGUUUGUGUUGUAGCUAUUUUUUUAUCCUGCUGAUGGUUUAUUAACCAGUAAAACAUCUUCUUGUUGCUCCAACACCCAGCUGCUCAUACUUCACUUUGCUGGUAGAGAGCAAGUCCAGCGCAAAUAGUUGCUAUUUUUGUACAUAUUUUUGGAUACUAUUUUGUCUGAUGCGCAUUGUCCUUUGGAAUAAAGAGUGCAGAGU
Messenger RNA from Columba livia (rock pigeon), 3003 nucleotides. It is a transcript of the gene NKX3-1, whose product is annotated as NK3 homeobox 1. The transcript has 2 exons. Bases 164 to 865 code for a protein of 233 amino acids. The record is from RefSeq and is a predicted model, not a curated record. Gene Ontology annotation, molecular function: RNA polymerase II cis-regulatory region sequence-specific DNA binding; DNA-binding transcription factor activity, RNA polymerase II-specific. Gene Ontology annotation, biological process: regulation of transcription by RNA polymerase II; cell differentiation. Gene Ontology annotation, cellular component: nucleus. NCBI's taxonomy places the organism in Eukaryota, Metazoa, Chordata, Aves, Columbiformes, Columbidae.